AUGCCGACUGCCACGAACGAAGCUCUCGCGGACGAGAAAGAGAAGUCGAUCCUCGAAGAGCACAAGCAGCGCUUCUCCGCGAUGAAGCUGGCGCCCGAUGGUAUCGAGCCUUGCGACGCAAACGGCGAGAAGCUCGUCGCCGGCACGCGCGUCCAGCUCUUCGGCUUACAAGCGCGGCCCGACCUGAACAACACGUACGGCCGCAUUGUCACGUACAAUACCGAACGCGGCCGCUUCGGCGUGCAGCGCGAGGAAAUGCUUGAACGCAAAGGCCAGAUCACGUUCGAUUGGGUGGACAUGGAGAGAUGGGCCCAGGUGGCUUCAGCCCCCUCCAAGCCACCUGCCCCCCCUCCCUCGCCACACGAGGAGGGCUGGAGCACGUGCGCCACCUGGGCCUGGGCAGGUGAGCUUCGCCGACGCCGCUGGGCAGACGCGCGGAAGAAGGCGCGGCUCCUCGAGGCGGAGCUGAGUGCGCUCAUAGACAGCCACGUCGAGAUUGACUGCCUCUGCUGUGCUCGCGACGACGGCGAGCGCGUGCGCACGUCGCUCCAAGGCGCGAGCUGUGUCUGGGUGACGGGUGGUAACACCUUUUAUCUCUGGCACCACAUGCGCUCUUCUGGUUGCGCCGACCUCGUCCAGCAGCGAGUCGCCGAGGGCGUGCUCUAUGUCGGACAGUCGGCAGGCUCCAUCGUCGCUGGUGAGUCAAUCGAGACGGCCUUCUGGAAGGGGUGGGACGACCCCGACGUCGUUCCCGGCGUGGAGUGGUCUGCGGAGACGCUAGAUGCAAUGAGCUUGGCCCCCGACCACCUCUUCUUCCCUCACUACUCUCCGGAGUUCGAGCCGCUCGUGCAGAGAGAGCGAGUGAAGCUGCCACCAACUACCGCGGUUGUCGCCCUUGCUGACGCCGGGCCUGCUUAUGUGGUGGGCGACCUUGCGAGCGAGGCGAGUGCAGAUCCUUGUGCGUCUCAGAAGUAG
This is a messenger RNA of Emiliania huxleyi CCMP1516, 975 nucleotides long. RefSeq lists its product as hypothetical. Gene Ontology annotation, molecular function: serine-type peptidase activity. The record is from RefSeq and is a predicted model, not a curated record. Bases 1 to 975 code for a protein of 324 amino acids. Gene Ontology annotation, biological process: proteolysis. Lineage: Eukaryota; Haptophyta; Isochrysidales; Noelaerhabdaceae. The transcript is spliced from 3 exons.